This is a messenger RNA of Penicillium argentinense, 474 nucleotides long. RefSeq lists its product as uncharacterized. The transcript has a single exon. Lineage: Eukaryota; Fungi; Ascomycota; Eurotiomycetes; Eurotiales; Aspergillaceae. The coding region runs from base 1 to 474 and encodes 157 amino acids. The record is from RefSeq and is a predicted model, not a curated record.
AUGGCACUUGAUUACGAAGGAAUUCGGGCUGUUCCAAGUGGCAUCUGGAGUACGGAGCUGGCACUCCGAACACUCCACGGUAUAAGUAUGUCUCCACUGCAAUCCACACCCCUUUUUGAGGGGGAGCGGGUCUACACCAUUUACCUAAAGCACGUCUUCGCCCCAUUUGGCACGCCUCAAGGCCAAGACUGCAGCAUUUUCAUCGAUCACGCCUCGCAAGACUGGCCCCGGAGUCUCCUUGAAGCCUCCAUGGAAAGUCCACGGAGACCCAACAGUCGUCCCAUCCUCGAUCUCGGCCAGACCCGCCCAAGCUCACCACCAGCUGACCGGCGUGGCGCUCGAAUCAGAAACGCUCGCCAAGCACCGGAUCGAAUCGCUAUGCACGGAAGUUAUGCACAGUCGAUGUGCUGCUCCGAUCGCCGGCAUGAGGAUAAAUGCGAGGUGCACAAGACUGGAGGAGUGCGAGGUGGAUAG